Molecule: messenger RNA, 5197 nt
Organism: Sceloporus undulatus (fence lizard)
Lineage: Eukaryota; Metazoa; Chordata; Lepidosauria; Squamata; Phrynosomatidae
Gene: MCTP1
Product: multiple C2 and transmembrane domain containing 1
Exons: 20
Coding region: 815-2857 (680 amino acids)
Biological process (GO): regulation of neurotransmitter secretion
Cellular component (GO): synaptic vesicle membrane
Molecular function (GO): calcium ion binding
Source: RefSeq, a predicted model, not a curated record
AAGAAGAAGGGGGACAAGGGGGGAUUCCGGCCAGCCCAGGGAGGCCAAGGGAAGGGCAGCAGGAUGGAGCCCUCCGGCCCAGAGCCCCCCCGGAGGAGCCCCGGCGGCGGAGGACUGCCAGCAGCCGCCUUCCUCCUCCUCCUCCUUCCAGGCCCGGCUCUGGCGCAACCUGCAGCUGGGGGGCAAGAGCAAGGCCAGGUCGGGCCUCAGCAGCAGCAGCAGCAGCGGGCGCCACAGUGCGGACACCUCGCCCUCUUUGCCCCGGGCUCGUCCCGCCUCAAGCAAAGGGGAGCCCUUGGCCGCCGGGGGCCCCCGAUGGCGCCGCAAGCAGCAGCAGCCCGUCCUGGACCGGGUCUUCUCCUCCUCGCAGCCCAACCUCUGCUGCUCCUCCACCGCCGAGCCCCUGGAGGCCGCCAGCGCCGAGGCCGGCUCUGCUCUGCGGCGCCUCCGCGAACACAUCCUCCAGCACCAGCACCAGCCCCAAGCCCCUCCAGCCCCCCAGCAGCCCCCCUCCGCGGGCCCAGGCCGGGAUGGGGCUCCCCAGGCAGCCCAAGAGGCCGCCCCGACAGCCCCAGCCCCGCCGGGGAAGCCCCUCUCCCACCAGAAGAGCUCCUCUCUCCCGGGAACUGCCUGCCUGGAGCAACUGCUGCUGCCGCCGCCGCCAGAGUCGCCCUCCAAGGGCAAGGGCCACGCCAAGAAGGAGAAGGAGAAGGAGAAGGGGGCCAGCCCCGCCAAGAGCCCCCCGCCCUCCGCCCCGAAGAGGACCAAUCCUGCUGGAACAAGUAAUGCAGAAUUAGCCCAAACGGAUCCCGGGAUGUACCAGUUGGACAUUACAUUAAAAAGAGGUCAAAAUUUAGCUGCUCGUGAUCGAAGAGGGACAAGUGAUCCAUAUGUCAAGUUUAAAAUUGGUGGGAAAGAAUUUUUCAGAAGCAAAACAAUCCAGAAAACACUUAAUCCUGUAUGGGAAGAAGGAACUUCCAUUAUUAUUGAACAUCUACGGGAACAACUGUAUAUAAAGGUAUUUGAUUAUGACUUUGGGCUUCAAGAUGACUUUAUAGGGUCAGCUUUUUUGGAUCUGAAUUCACUAGAACAAAACAGGCCAAUUGAUGUUACGCUAAGUCUAAAAGACCCACAUUAUCCUGAUGAUGACCUUGGAAUUAUAUUACUGUCUGUGCUGCUGACACCAAAAGAACAACAGACGGAAGGGUUUCAGACCCAGAGUAUACGUCUGUCAGACCUACACAGAAAAGCUCAAUUGUGGAGAGGAAUAGUCAGUAUCACUUUGAUUGAAGGUUGUGAACUCAAGGCCAUGGAUCCAAAUGGGCUCAGUGAUCCUUACGUGAAAUUCCGGUUGGGACAACAGAAGUACAAGAGUAAGAUUAUGCCAAAAACUUUGAAUCCUCAAUGGAGGGAACAAUUUGAUUUUCAUCUCUAUGAUGAAAGAGGUGGAAUUAUUGAUAUUACAGUCUGGGACAAAGAUGCUGGCAAAAAGGAUGAUUUUAUUGGCAGGUGCCAGGUUGACCUGUCAACUCUGAGUAAAGAGCAAACCCAUAAACUUGAUUUGCCUCUGGAGGAAGGGGAAGGCUAUCUAAUACUACUAGUCACCUUGACUGCCUCUGCUGCAGUGAGCAUCUCUGACCUCUCAAUCAAUGCCUUGGAGGACCCAAAGGAACAGGAAGAAAUACUAAAGAGAUAUAGUCUACUACGGAUGUUUCAUAACAUGAAGGAUGUGGGAUUUCUCCAAGUAAAGGUCAUCAGAGCAGAAGGCUUGAUGGCAGCUGAUGUUACAGGUAAAAGUGAUCCCUUUUGUGUAGUUGAGUUGAACAAUGAUAGACUGUUGACCCACACAGUAUACAAGAAUCUUAACCCUGAGUGGAACAAAAUCUUCACCUUCAAUAUUAAGGAUAUUCACUCAGUUCUUGAAGUGACAGUUUAUGAUGAAGAUCGAGAUCGGAGUGCUGACUUCCUGGGCAAAGUGGCUAUACCACUGUUGUCUAUUCAAAAUGGUGAACAGAAAGCCUACGUCUUGAAAAACAAGCAGCUGACAGGGCCAACAAAGGGGGUCAUCUAUCUUGAAAUAGAUGUGAUUUUUAAUGCUGUGAAAGCCAGCAUACGCACACUAAUGCCUAAAGAACAGAAGUAUAUUGAAGAAGAGAACAGAAUUUCUAAACAGCUUCUUCUAAGAAACUUUAUGCGUAUGAAACGUUGUGUUAUGGUUCUCAUAAAUGCUGCCUACUACAUAAACAGUUGCUUUGACUGGGAUUCACCACCGAGGAGUCUUGCUGCUUUUGUGCUCUUCCUUUUUGUGACUUGGAAUUUUGAGCUCUACAUGAUUCCUCUGUGCUUGUUGCUGCUGCUGACAUGGAAUUAUUUCCUGAUCAUAUCAGGGAAAGAUAACAGGCAACAUGAUACAGUAGUGGAGGACAUGCUAGAGGACGAGGAAGAUGAGGAUGACAGAGAUGACAAGGACAGUGAAAAGAAAGGAUUUAUGAAUAAGCUGUAUGCCAUCCAGGAAGUAUGUGUCAGUGUCCAGAACAUCCUUGAUGAAGUGGCUUCCUUUGGAGAAAGGAUAAAGAAUACAUUCAACUGGACUGUUCCAUUCUUAAGCUGGCUGGCCAUUGUAGCCCUCUGUGUGUUCACAGUCAUCCUGUAUUUCAUUCCACUGAGAUAUAUUGUCCUUGUCUGGGGUAUCAAUAAAUUUACAAAGAAGCUCCGAAGUCCAUAUGCAAUUGAUAACAAUGAACUACUAGAUUUCCUCUCCAGAGUUCCUUCAGAUGUACAAAUGGUGCAGUACCAAGAACUGAAACAAGACCCUACCCACAGUCCAAGUAAGAGGAAGAAAAACAAUCCUGGCUAGUCCAUUCCAUGUGCUGAAGAGACCAACAUCUGUUUGAGGGGGCUAAAAACAUAAAAUAUAAUGCCCAAAAUCUAAGGAGCUUUUCCUCUCUCUAAGCUUUAUUUAUUUUGCCAUUUAAUCAAAAUGGGGAAAGGUGUUAAAAAGCUGUACAAAUGGAUUUAUCAGUGAAAACAAACUUUCAGCUGUACGGAACAAUAAUGGAAGUUUCACAUCUAACUUAAUGCAGAAGCUUUGUUAGAUGAGAGCAUUCAUUUAUAGCAUGAAUGUAAAAUGGUUAGUGAUAGACACAUACAAUUGGAUAAGCAGAAGAAGUAGUAAUCUGAAUGUUUAAUUCAUGCGCUGGUUAAUUUUUAAAAACUCAGUGAAGGUUUGUGCAUGGAUUAUAUUUUUAUCCAUUUUUUAUUUUUAUUAAAUUAUAUUUUGUCCAUUUAACCAGAAUCACAAAGGAGAAAAGCCUGCUCAUACCUUUUAUCAAAAAAGAUGAUCUUCAAUUUAUACCCUGCUGCAAACCAUCUUUUUUUUAACUGACCAGAGCUUGCAUGAAGACAAGUAAGAUACACUAAAUGCAGAUGUCUUGCUGGAGCUCCAGAGAUUUAAAGAUUUUCUUAACACUUUUAUCAUUCCAUCACAAGACUUUUUGAGGGCAGAAUACCUGUACCUAAAAUACUGCCAGGUUUAUAACUGAUUGCAUAUCUAACUUUUUAUAUUGCCACUGAUUUUGAUUUAUAAUUAACUAGCCUAGUGAACAACAGUCAAUAUAUAAUUCAGCAGUAAAAUAACUAUCCAAAUAAAACCAUUUUGCUUCAGGUGUCAGGUCAUUUUGGGUUUCAUAGUAUGACAUUUUAGCAGUUGCUCUGGCAAGAUGAAAAGUUAAUAUGGAGCAGAAUUUAUAUACCUGUUUUGUUCUUCAGUAAUUAGUUCUUCAGAUAUUUAAGGGCCCUCUUUAUGUCGAAGAUUUUGUGGCUGAAAAGAAAAUAUGGUUUACAUUUCAAAAUAGUGCCAUUGCAUUAUGAGAAGCUAGAAAUACAUAUUUAAGCUGUGACUUGUAAUGAUCUUGAGUUGAAUCCACAUACCGAAGGAUCUUAUAAUAUGACAUUAAAUCCAGCAUUGCGUUGGUGGAAGUCUGCUGCUGCAAUAAGAUUUUUUCUUCCCUUUCUUCUCCUCUGGCAACCCUUAGCACUGUCAGUCAGGGUUCCCCUGAGCAGAAUUUGAGGUGUGCAAGGGCCUCUGCUAGGAAGGCAGGAAGGGAAAAAUUCUUCUCCUGUUCUGCUGAUGGAAGCAGUUCUCUCAGUGCACUGACUUCAGUGGAUACAACCCCAUUGUCCUUGCAGAAAUUUUCCACUUAGAUAUCAAAAGUCCAAGUAAGAAUGAAGAGAUUUUUUUCCUUUGAGGGGAAACGUGAUUCCAUGCUCUUCAUGCAGGGCAUUCGGCCUGAGUUGUUUGCCUAUCAAGUUCUAUUGCACUACUAUGGUACUUUCCCCCCUAGAAAGAUAUUAAACAACAUAUGCACAGGAAGAUGUAUAUACUAAAGGUAUUCUUAAACUGCAUUUCUCAUGAAAGCUGAUUUUGCAGAUUAUUUUUAUCUGAGUUUCUUUGUACAAAAAAGCAACAGAUCUCUAUUUUGGUCUUGCCUAUUUAUACAGUAUGCUUGAAAGAAUGCCAAACAAGUUGUAUAUCUGCAGGGAGGGCUUCUUCUGGCUGUGUAGCCAGGUGAUUGUGACUUAUUUAUUAUGCAGAUAUAAGCAGGUCCUAUCUGUUUUAUUGCUGAUGAGCAAUAUGCAUUAAUGAAGCCACCCUAUUGAAGAAUCUCUAUCAUUGUGAAUUCUUUCUUUGGUCUGUAUUAUUUUGUUCACUGUGAAAACAUGCUAUGUAAUACAAGAAGACAUUCCUCUAAUUUGUUCACUUGCUAUUGUCUAACAUUCUUUGGACAUUUCUUUUUCUCACAUUUUUCACAUUUCCUGUACAAAAUGUGCUUCCCUAACUUAUUUAGGCCAUUAAAAUCAUAUGAGAAACAUCUGGAUUUUACUGUGUGAAAUACUACAGAAUAAAUAAGAUAUAUAAUCCACCUGACACCCACAUGCACACAAGGUUCACAGAAAGCAAACAGGUUUUCUGUCCACUUGCUUUGGACAUAGACCAGAAAAUAAAAAGGAUACUGAAGACUGUAUGGUAAAAAAAAUUACUGUCCAUGAAAAAUAUUGUCACGUGAACACCUUCUCUUGAGCACCCCUUCAGGCUUACAGGUAGGAGAAUCUAUUGGUCCACCUAAAGAGGAAUUCUGUUUCCCACAGUGGACAACUGAAUACCAGUGGGAAGACCACAGACAGAGACUAGUAUCCU